This is a messenger RNA of Euleptes europaea (tarantolino), 951 nucleotides long. It is a transcript of the gene MRPL2, whose product is annotated as mitochondrial ribosomal protein L2. The transcript is spliced from 7 exons. Gene Ontology annotation, cellular component: ribosome. The coding region runs from base 12 to 902 and encodes 296 amino acids. The record is from RefSeq and is a predicted model, not a curated record. NCBI's taxonomy places the organism in Eukaryota, Metazoa, Chordata, Lepidosauria, Squamata, Sphaerodactylidae. Gene Ontology annotation, biological process: cytoplasmic translation. Gene Ontology annotation, molecular function: RNA binding; structural constituent of ribosome.
AAUCACACAUCAUGGCUGUACAUAGCUUGAUCCGGAGUUUUGGGUCCCUGCUGCUUUCUUCCAGCCCUCGUGUCUCACAGAUUACCGUAUCUCCCAAGCCCGUCUGUCUUGCUUGGCAAUUCCAUGCAUACCGGGAAAUCGGCACAUCUCCUGUAUUAUCCACUUCCAAUCCGAUGUGGAAAUGCCGGAUCAAGUACACCACCAGACCCAUUGGCAUGAAAAAAACAGGAGGCCGAGAUCACACAGGUCGUAUCCGUGUGCAUGGAAUUGGAGGGGGCCAUAAGCAGCGCUACCGGAUGAUUGAUUUCCGAAGGAUGCACUAUCAAGAAGGGAAAGAGCCUAAUUCAUUUGAGGAGAAAGUGAUACAGGUCCGGUAUGAUCCAUGCAGAUCAGCUGACAUAGCUUUGGUGGCUGGAGAGAAUCGGAGACGCUGGAUCAUUGCAACAGAAAACAUGAAGGCUGGUGACAUCCUCAAAACUUCAAAGCACAUAGGCAGGAUGGCAGUCUUGGCUAAGGAGGGGGAUGCAUAUCCAGUUGGGGCUCUGCCAAUAGGAACCCUGGUCAACAACUUGGAGAGCCAUCCUGGAAAAGGAGCACAAUACAUUCGAGCUGCAGGAACCUGUGGUAUAUUACUAAGGAAGGUGAAUGGAACAGCCAUAAUACAGUUGCCCUCCAAGAGACAAAUGCAGGUGCUGGAGACUUGCAUGGCUACAGUGGGACGCGUGUCCAACGUUGACCACAAUAAGAGGAUCAUUGGGAAAGCUGGACGGAACCGGUGGUUAGGAAAGCGUCCACGAAGUGGCCGGUGGCACCGCAAAGGGGGCUGGGCAGGACGGAAGAUCAGACCACUCCCACCCAUGAAGAGCUAUGUGAACUUGCCAACAGCAGCUGCCCGCAGUUGAUUUGGGGCCGUCAUCCCUCUUGUGUCAGUGGCAUCCUAGGAUACUGUUA